Molecule: messenger RNA, 4443 nt
Organism: Aspergillus candidus
Lineage: Eukaryota; Fungi; Ascomycota; Eurotiomycetes; Eurotiales; Aspergillaceae
Product: putative UDP-glucose:glycoprotein glucosyltransferase
Exons: 5
Coding region: 1-4443 (1480 amino acids)
Cellular component (GO): endoplasmic reticulum
Molecular function (GO): UDP-glucose:glycoprotein glucosyltransferase activity
Source: RefSeq, a predicted model, not a curated record
AUGCAUAUUGUGUCAAGAUUGGCCGCUUCUUGCCGACUGGCAGCCGUGGGGGUUGCUCUCCUGACCCCCCUGGUGCACGCCAGUCCGUCGGUCAAUGUUGCUCUGCAAGCUUCUUUUGAUUCACCCCAGUAUUUGGUUGAGCUUUUAGAAACUGCCGCUGAAGAGAACUCAACCGCCUACUUCCCCCUGCUUGACCGCAUUGCCGACGGCGCGUUCGACGACACUAUUACCGAUAAGGAACUCUAUGAUCGAUUUCUACAGAUCGUUUCCGGGGAUGGUCAUCUCCGGACUCCGGAAAGCCUAUCGUCAUUCAAGGUGUCUCUGGCGAUCCGGUCGGCGACUCCCCGAAUCGCUGCGCAUUACCAGUACUAUAAUGCUUCGGUCCAGCAGACGUUGAUGGCGGCGCAGGAUGCUGCCUGUCCAGUCUGGGUACAUACCGAUGGGAAGCAAUACUGUUCUUCGGCUAUGGAGCGCGCGCAACAGGAUGUCUCGGGUGAAUUGGAUCCGCGCGAGCUCCCGUUUGAUAGGGUUCUGGGCGAUUUGGCUCUUCCGCCUGCAGUGCUCUACGCAGAUGUGUCUUCUCCGAUGUUCAAGGACUUCCACCUGGCGCUGAGCGCCCUCGCGAAGGAAGGCCAGAUUUCGUAUCGUAUUCGCUACCGCCCUUCCCAACACAGGAGCCCUCGUCCGCUUUUCGUCUCCGGAUAUGGUGUCGAGCUCGCGUUGAAACGGACUGAUUAUAUAGUCAUUGAUGACCGGGAUGCCGAGCAGCGAGAGGGUAAACUCAGCAAUGCGGAUGGGGAUGCGCCGGACGACCUUAAACCACUUUCCGCGUCAGAAGUAUCGCGCUUGGGGGUGAACACUGUUAGCUAUGUCAUGGAUAGCGACAGUCCUCUUGACACCCUCAUCAAGCUUUCUCAGGAUUUCCCGAAAUAUUCCGCGAAUGUGGCAGCCCACGAUGCGAGCCCCGAGCUCUUGCAAGAUAUCCGCUCGAGCCGGCUCCAGCUGCUCCCUCCGGGGACCAAUGUUAUGUGGAUCAAUGGUGUCCAAGUGGAUCCUCGCGAAAUCGAUGCCUUCUCUCUCCUCGACACUCUACGCCGUGAAAGGAAACUCAUCGAAAAGUUCAGAGAUCUGGGCAUCUCUGCGACAGAAGCAGUGGACCUCCUGUCGCACGAGUACCUCGGCGAGGCGCUGGCCCAGGAUGCGCCCCCGCGUUACAACUACCGGGAUGAGAUUGAAGGAGGCCGCGUUAUCAUCUGGAUGAACGAUGUAGAGAAGGAUGCCAGAUACGAACAGUGGCCCAGCUCAGUCAGAGCGUAUCUGCAACGCAGCUAUCCGGGCCAGCUCCCGGCCGUGCGCCGCAAUGCGAACAACAUCGUGAUUCCUGUGGACUUGUCUAGCAUGGAGGGCGUGCAAGUGGUUAUCAACAACAUUAAGAUCUUUGUCCAGAAUAAUAUUCCUGUCAGAUUUGGACUCGUUCCCGUUGCUUCCUCGCCUGGAUCCUCAGCACAGUUGAAAGUGGCACACUAUCUGCAGGAAACGUUUGGUCUGGCGAGUCUUAUGCAAUUUCUGGAAGAGACUGCUGCCAAGAAGAGUGCAGCAUCGCCAGAUAAAGCCUGCUUUGAGGCUGCUACACAGGACCGAACCGCGCGGGCCGAUAGGCAGGUCCUGACCUUUGAGGAAGUACUCAAGGACAAGGACCUCGACGCCCUUGUGGCCCGAACGGCGGAUUACCAGAAACGGCUCGGAAUUGAGGGCAAGAAACCACCUAUCUUGGUAAAUGGAGCUCCCGUCUCCAGCGGGGAGAGUUGGAUGCAGGAGAUGAGUGUCGCGAUUAGCAAGGAUAUACAGACGAUCCAACAGGGCGUCGCUGAGGGUGUCAUCGACGACGAUACCGUGAUCUACGAGCACCUCCUUGCUGGGGCUUUCGACCGGCGGACUUCUUGGGUUGUGCCUGAAGACCCCAAAGAUAUCCAGGUUGUGGACAUUGCCACGGUUUCGGAUUCUAGGGAGGAGGUUCUACGCGAAUUGCCGCAUAUUGCGUCGCAAAGCGAUAAUGCCCUUGACAGUCUCCAUUUACUUGUUGUCGGUGAUUUUGAUUCCGGGAAUGGCCAAGCUCUCUUGACUGCUGCCCUCGAAAGCCGGGGAAAGCACCCCGAAGUAGAGGUCCUCUUCCUUCAUAACCCUACCACGCAUGGUUCCAGCACAGGUGCAUCCGCAGCACUCUAUAGAUCUCUGAAAGGAGACAAGAAAGGAGAUGCUACCCAAGUCCUCGUUGACUUGGCAUCUUAUGAUGGUGCAAAGGCUCCUGAGAUUGCUCAAUUCUGGGAGGCGCAACAGUCUUUGGCCAAAGACCUUGGCUUUGCCCCUGGUGCACGGGGGGUUGUCAUCAACGGGAGGACGGUUGGACCUAUCCAGGAAAAUGUAGCUGUCUUCCUCGAUGACUUAGAUCAGCUCUUUGCAUACGAGCAGAAGAAACGCAUUGACCCGGUUGCAAAGGCUGUCAAGGAGCUCGGAUUUGGAUCAAAGCUCUCCGGACCGCUUGCUUUUGCCAAGCUCACUUCGCUUACAACCCUCUCGACUAUCUCGGAUGUUCCCGAAGGAAUCUCCCAACCCAUGUCGGAAGUCCGGUUGAACCUGUUUGGCAAAUGGGAGGACUCUCGCUCGACGAUCACCGUUUCAAGCUCUGAAGAUCCGGCCAUCACCAUUGUCGCUUCGAUCGACCCUACUUCGGAAGUGGCUCAGAGAUGGCUGCCGAUUUUGAAGGUCCUUUCGGAACUGGCAAGCGUUAGACUGAGGUUGUUCUUGAACCCGCGCGAACAGAUCAGCGAGCUCCCAACCAAGCGUUUCUACCGAUAUGUACUCGACUCCGAGCCUUCUUUCGACGAUGACGGGGCCCUGUCCAGACCGACCGCGUCCUUCUCGGGCGUACCAAUUGAUGCCCUUCUUACCUUGGGAAUGGACGUCCCAUCCCCGUGGCUGGUGGCUCCCAAGGAGUCUAUACAUGAUCUUGAUAACAUCAAGCUGAGCUCCGUGAGAGAUGGCGCAGACGUCGAUGCCAUUUAUGCCUUGGAGCAUAUCCUCAUCGAGGGUCAUUCCCGGGAUACAACCAUUAGAUCGCCUCCAAGCGGGGUGCAGCUGGUUCUUGGAACCGAUGACAACCCUCAUUUUGCCGACACGAUCAUCAUGGCCAACCUGGGCUACUUCCAGUUCAAGGCUCAGCCCGGACUGUGGAAGAUCGAUCUCAAGCCGGGACGCAGCGAGCGCAUCUACAAUAUCGACAGCGUUGGAAGCUUGGGCUAUAGCCCACAACCGGGCGAUGAGAAUACCGAAGUCGCGCUCCUCUCCUUCCAAGGCAAGACGCUUUUCCCGCGUCUGUCGCGCAAGAAAGGCCAAGAGAAUGAAGAUGUCCUUGAGACUGGGCCGCAGCCGGGUACGGCCAUGGACUACGUGUCCAAAGGACUGAACUUUGCCUCCGGCAUACUUUCUAGCGUCGGUGUCGGCUCCAAGGGUGAAGAGAAGCACGCCGACAUCAAUAUCUUUUCCGUUGCCAGCGGCCAUCUGUACGAGCGCAUGUUGAACAUUAUGAUGGUGUCGGUCAUGCGCAACACCAACCACUCCGUCAAGUUCUGGUUCAUCGAGCAGUUCCUGUCGCCAUCAUUCAAAUCUUUCCUCCCCCACCUGGCAAAGGAAUACGGCUUCUCGUACGAGAUGGUCACAUAUAAAUGGCCACACUGGCUGCGCGCCCAGAGUGAGAAGCAGCGCCAGAUCUGGGGCUACAAGAUCCUAUUCCUGGACGUGCUCUUCCCCCUCUCGCUAGACAAGGUCAUCUUCGUCGACGCAGACCAGAUCGUCCGCACAGACAUGUAUGACCUCGUCACCAUGGACCUCGAAGGCGCGCCCUACGGCUUCACCCCCAUGUGCGACUCGCGCGAGGAGAUGGAAGGCUUCCGCUUCUGGAAGCAGGGCUACUGGAAGAACUUCCUCCGCAGCCAGCCGUACCACAUCUCAGCCCUCUACGUCGUCGAUCUGAACCGCUUCCGCGCUCUCGCUGCCGGAGACCGCCUUCGCGGCCAGUACCAGAUGCUCUCGGCUGACAAGAACAGUCUGAGUAACCUGGACCAGGACCUUCCCAACCACAUGCAGCACCAAAUCCCGAUUAAGAGCCUCCCGCAGGAGUGGCUGUGGUGUGAGACUUGGUGCUCUGAUGCUUCCCUCACCCAGGCCCGCACUAUCGAUCUCUGCAAUAACCCGCAGACGAAGGAACCGAAGCUGGACCGUGCGCGCAGGCAGGUGCCUGAGUGGACGGAGUAUGAUGAGGAAAUUGCGGCGUUGUCGAAGAAGGUUGCGCUGGAACAGGAGGUGCUGCAGAAGGAGCAGGAGCAGAUGCAUGGGGAGGAGGAAGAUGAGGAUGAUGAUUCGGGGUGGGAUAAAGAUGAACUGUAG